UGACUUGGAAGGCACAAGCCUUUAAUCCCAGCACUUGGGAGGAGGAAACAGAAAGUGAUAUGGCUGGGUACAGAGAGGAAGUGAUAAGGCGGGGUGGAGACAAGGGCUCAGCCCCUUUAGGUCUGAGGAUUUGGUAGAGGUAAGAAGUCCUUCCAGUGGCUGGAUGCUCUGCUUCUCUGAUCUUUUAAGCUUUCACUCUGAUAUUUGCUCUGGGUUUUUAUUAUUAAGACCAAUUAGAAUUCGUGUUACAAUUAGGUAUUGGGCUGGACAAAUAUUUUGCAAGUUUGUCAGAGUUUUGGUGCCAUCUCAAGAUGAGAGAUUAUAGAAAGAGAAGAGGCAGCACAUUCUGAGUGAGGAUGAAAAUGUAAAGUGGCAUCAAGUGCCACUGUGAAUACCCUGGGCAUUAAAAGAAGUUAAUGAAUACAUUGAGCAUCCCCACACCUACUGAGUUACAUUACAAAUAGAAGAAGGAUGACUGUCAUUGAUGCAUUUGUGCCCCUAUGUUUUUGAUAGACUGGCCUCUUAUGUAUGAAUAAGGAAAUGAUUGUUUUGUCCUUAGCUGAGUCAGACACUGACAUGAUAUUAUAGGGCUAUCGGUCAAGAUGCAGCCUUAUGUAUAACUAUGAUAUAUACACAAAUAACCACACUGAGGAGUGUUUCACACAGACUGAUAUUGUAGGAAGGGGGGACAACAGUGAGGCUACUAAACGGUGUAUUCAUAAGUAACAGGAUAAACAAUGUAUAAAAUGCAUAGAGGAAUUAAGACUCAGACAAGAUGUCAAGGGACAGACAGCAGGCUCAUAUGGAAAAUUAUUGUCCCAUAAGCCUUAAGGCAUGGUUUAUGAACAGCAGAAUCCUUGUAGAUGUGUAAGAAGAGUAUGGCUCACAUGAAGUGUUAAUAGAUAAAAACAAGAAUUAUUUAUUCAUUUGUGAGUAUUAAGACAACGCUUACAUUAUAGUGUAGUACUUCACCAUAGGCUAGAUACAUAUCUGAUUUUGUUUUGUUUUGCCUUAGUAUUUUAUUUGUUCUUUGUUUUCUACUUUUUAUUUACAAAGAUGGUCUCUAAAAAUUGCCCAGUCCAGCCCAGUCUUAGCUCUCCAAUCUGUCAGGCAAAAGCCUCUGAGCAGCUAAGAGCAGAUCAGACAUAGUGAGGCUGGUUUCAAACAUUAUAUUAAGAUGUUUUUCAUUCCCACAUUGGAGUCUGGCUUCGUAUUCUAAAGUAAAACUGAGUCAAUGUGAUUAUUUUCAGGAUGUAGGAAGAUUAAAAUCAGAACAUGUGAACCAUAAAUGACCUAUAAACUUAAUACUUCUGUCAAAGGCUCCAACUCACAUUCACCCAUCUCCUGUUUUGGAUCUCAAGGCGAACACCAGCCUCACUCCGCCGGGCUGUUCCACAGGCUCUGUUUCUGCUGACCAAACUCUACAGUGGGUUGCCAGGGAAACUCCAGAAACUGAAAAACAAAACAAAAACAAAAAACCAACAUACCUGGGUUCCCGGAAUUCGGUGCACAGACUUCUGGGAAAUGUAGUCUAUGGGACUGUGACGUCACAGGGAGACUUCCAGGAAAUUCUCUUUUGGCUUUUGGUUUCCACACAUGAAUCUUCCCCAAAGUUGGGCGAGAGUCCUGCCUGCUGUACAUUCCUGUUGCGUCUCUGACAUGGAGGAAAUGCUGUCCUUCUGGGAUGUGGCCAUUGAGUUCUCUGCAGAAGAGAGGGAAUGCCUGGAGCCUGCUCAGUGGAAUUUAUACAGGGAUGUGAUGUUGGAGAAUUACAGCAACCUUGAUUUCCUUGGUCUUGCUGAGUCUAAGCCACACCUGGUGACACUUUUGGAGCAAAGACAGGAAUCUUCAGAUGUGACGAGACAAGCAGCAGCCAACGUGCAGCCAGGAACAACAACCGAUGAUUAUAACAUUUACAACAAGGCCAUUGAUUGUAACUCACCGCAUAUUCAACACCAGAGAAUUCAUACAAAGGAGAAACCCUACAAGUGUAAAGAAUGUGGUAAGGCCCUUAGUUCUCAUAAAACACUUUCCAUACACCAGAGACUUCAUACUGGAGAAAAACCCUAUAAGUGUAAAGAAUGUCAUAAGGCGUUUAGUACUCGCUCAUCACUUUUUAUACACCAGAAAAACCAUACUGAUGAAAAAACUUACAAGUGUGAAGAAUGUGGCAAAUUAUUUUACUAUCCUUCAAUGCUGAAGCAACAUCAAAGAAUUCAUUCUGGAGAAAAACCCUACAAGUGUGAAGAGUGUGGCAGAGCUUUUUAUGAACCAUCAUUCCUUCAGGUGCAUCAGCGAAUUCAUACAGCAGAGAAGAAACACUACAAGUGUGAAGAAUGUGGCAAAUGUUUUUCCUCACUUUUGUACCUUAAACAACAUCAAGCAGUUCACUCCAAAGACAGUCCCUACAAGUGUGAAGAGUGUGGCAAGAGUUUUUCCCAUUCUGCAAAGCUUCAGGAACAUCAUACAAUUCAUAGUGCAGAGAGACCAUACAGGUGUGAAGAAUGUCACAAAGCCUUUCGUUAUCACUCUGGCCUUGAGAACCACAAGGCAGUUCAUACUGGAGAGAAACUUUACAAGUGUAAACUGAGUGGAAAAGAAUUUACUAAGACUGCUUUCCUCAUUGAGGACAAGGCAGCUCAUCUUGCAGAGAAAGCCUACAAGUGCGAAGAGUGUGGCAAGUGCUUCUGCUCAUCUUCAUCGCUUAAACGACAUCAAACAAUCCAUUCUGAAGACAAUCCCUGCAAAUGUGAAGAGUGUGGCAAAAGGUUUUCCUCCUUUGCACACCUUCAAGAGCAUCAGACGGUCCACACUGGAGAGAAAGCCUACAAGUGUAAAGAGUGUGGCAAAUGUUUUUGCUCAUCUUCAUCCCUUAUACGACAUCAACCAAUCCAUUCUGAAGACAAUCCCUACAAGUGUGCAGAGUGUGGUAAAAUGUUGUCCUGUUUUACAAACCUUCAAGAACAUCAGACAAUUCAUACUGGAGAGAAAUCAUACAAGUGUGAAAAAUGUGGCAAAUGUUUUUAUUUAUCUUCAUCCCUUCGGCGCCAUCAAACAAUUCACUCUGAAGACAAUCCCUACAAGUGUGAAGAGUGUGGCAGAUGUUUUUAUUCAUCUUUAUCCCUUAGAGGACAUCAGACAAUCCAUUCUGAAGACAAUCCUUAUACCUGUGCAGACUGUGGCAAACGGUUUUCCUAUUCUAGGAGUUUUCGGGAACAUCAAACAAUUCACACUGGAGAGAAACCCUACAAGUGUGAAGAAUGUCACAAAGCCUUUCAUUAUCUCUCAUCCCUUAGGAAACACAAGAAAGUUCAUACUGGGCAGAAACUCUUCAAAUGUGAAGACUGUGACAGAUGUUUUUCCUCUUCUUCAACCCUUAGACGACAUAAAAAAAAGACCAAAAUUCAUUCUGAAGGCAAUUCUUAAAAGUGUGGGGAAUAUGGCAUAGACUUUGUUAAUCAUUAUAGACUUACUCAACACAUGAUAAUUCAUAUGGGAGAGAAAUCCUACAAAUGUCUUAAAAAGUUUAUUUCUUCAACCCUUAAAACACAUCAAAAGAUUCAUUCUGACUACAAACUCCAUAAGUGUGUGAAGUGUGGUAAAGUCUUUGCUAAGAAUUCAGGUCUUAUCCACUCUAAUGUAUCCAUAGAGGAGAAUAUUAAGUUAAUUAUUUUGGAAUGUCAACACAAACAUCUAAUUAUCAAGAGCACAAACACUAAGCAUGUCAUCAGAGAAGAGCAUGGUAGCCACGGGCACCAGCCACCCGCCAGUGUUGCUGCGCAACCAACAUUGGUGCCGUUCAGACUCGGAUACAUCACCAAGACCUGCUGUGACUGCUACCACUUGCUGCCUCCUCCACCAUCCAGCAAGACUGCCGAGACCGAGAACAGGAAUUCCUUUGCUCAGCCUUCUGGGAAAUGUAGUCCGUGCGACUGUGACAUCACAGGGAGCCGACCAAGAAAUCCCCUUCCGGCGUCUAGCACUCGCAGGUACAGCUUCUUCGAAGUUUGGCGAGAGUCCUGCGCUACACAACGAGUCUCAGACAUGGAGGAAAUGCUGUCAUUCUGGGAUGUGGCUAUUGAUUUCUCUCCAGAAGAGAGGGAAUGCCUGGAGCCUGCUCAGUGGAAUUUGUACAGGGAUGUGAUGUUGGAGAAUUACAGCAACCUUGUGUUCCUUGGUCUUGCUAUGUCUAAGCCAUACCUAGUGACAUUUUUGGAGCAAAGACAAGAGCCUUCAUAUGUGAAGAGACAAGAAGCAGCCAAUGUGCAUCCAGGAAUAACCACCAAUGAUUAUAACAUUUACAAGACCAUUGAUUUUAACUCACUGUAUAUUCAACGCCAGAGAAUUCAUAAAAGGGAGAAACUCUACAAGUGUGAAGAAUGUGGUAAAGGCCUUAGUUCUCAUAAAACACUCUCCAUACACAAGAGACUUCAUACUGGAGAAAAAUCCUACAUGUGUAUAGAAUGUCAUAAGACCUUUAAUACUCGUGAAUCACUUUUUAUACACCAGAAAAAUCAUACUGAUGAAAAAUCCUACAAGUGUGAGGAAUGUGGCAAAUUAUUUUACUAUCCUUCAAUGCUGAAGCAACAUCAAAGAAUUCAUUCUGGAGAGAAACCCUACAAGUGUGAAGAAUGUGGCAAGUCCUUUUAUACUCCUUCAGUGCUGAAACAACAUCAACGAAUUCAUACUGGAGAGAAACCAUACAAGUGUAUAGAAUGUGGCAAAGCUUUUUAUGAAUCAUCAAUCCUUCAGGUACAUAAGCGAAUUCAUACUGCAGAGAAACCCUACCAGUGUGAAAAAUGUGGCAAGUGUUUUUGUUCAUCUUCAUACCUUAGACAACAUCAAAUAAUCCAUUUUGAACAAAAACCCUACAAGUGUGAAGAGUGUGGCAAGUGUUUUUGUUCAUCUUCAUCCCUUAGACGACAUCAAACAAUCCAUUCUGAAGAUAGUGCGUACAAGUGUGAAGAGUGUGGCAAACGGUUUUCCUACUUUUCACAUCUUCAAGCACAUCAGAGAGUCCACACUGGAGAGAAACCAUACAAGUGUGAGGAGUGUGGUAAAUGUUUUUCCUCAUGUUCAUCUCUUAGAAAACAUCAACCAAUCCAUUCUGAAGGGAAUCACUACAAGUGUGAAGAGUGUGGUAAGUGCUUUUCCUUAUCUUCAUCUCUUAGACGACAUCAAACAAUUCACUGGGAAGACAAUCCCUACAAGUGUGAAGUGUGUGGCAGACGUUUUUGCUCAUCUUCAUCCCUUAGAGGACAUCAAACAAUCCAUUCUGAAGACAAUCCUUAUAUGUGUAUACACUGUGGCAAACGGUUUUCCUGUUCUAGGCGUCUUCAAGAACAUCAAACAGUUCAUACUGGAGAGAAACUAUACAAGUGUGAAGUAUGUCACAAAGCCUUUUGUUAUCGAUCAGGCCUUAGGAGACACAAGAGAGUUCAUACUGGAGACAAACCCUAAAAGUGUGAAGAGUGUGAUGAUGCUUUUCCUUAUUUUUAACUUUUAGACGACAUUAAAAAAAAUUCAUUCUGAAGACAAUCCCUAAAAGUAUGGGGAAUGUGCCAAAGACUUUGCUAAUUUUUAUAUCCUUACUCAACACAUGAUAUAGUUCAUACAGGAGAGAAAUCCUUCAAGUUUUUUUAGGAAGUUUACUUCUUCAAUCCUUAAAACACAUCAAAUAAUUCAUUCUGACUACAAAUUCUAUGAAUGUGUGAAGUGUGGGCAAAGUCUUUGCUGAUAAUUCAGGUUUUAUCCACAUCUAAUGAAUCCAUAGUGGAGAAUAUUAAGUUAAUUAUGUUGGAAUGUCCACACGAACACCUAACUUCCAAGAGCACGAAUGCUAAGAAUUAAUGCGAGCCACAGGAAUAUGAAAAUAGAAGUCUAGCUGUAUAUAAUAAGUUGUACCUUGACGAAGCCAAGGGUCAGUCAAGUGGGAAAGCCAGUCAGCAAGGUCUAUUGGUGUUAUGUGGCUUAAUACUCAAUUGUGUCUUGCUAUGAAUUCUUUGUGCUCAUAAUUCUCCUAAAGUGUGUGUGUGUGUGUGUGUCUCCUUUUCAAAGCACCUGAAUAGUCAAGUAGACAGAACCUUCUGCCUCUGAGUGCCAGGCCCCCUCUUUUGUUUUGGGUAUCUGCCAUUUGCAAAUACCCUCCUUGAGCUACUUCCUAAGAUAAAGUCAACCCCAAACAAAGUCUUAAAAGACAAGCAAGCAACAGACAGUUACCAGGUCAUCUGUUAGCUGUCAGUACUCUUCUCCCCACCUCAGCCCAUCAGGAAACUGGUGACAGAGGAAAAAGAUGACAGUUUUAACUUUUAGUGACCUACAGACUUUGCCUACCCUAUUACCUGUAAGUCUAUAGUUGAUAGAUUUAUAAUGCCUUCGCCUUACCACAAUAAGGAUAUAUUUCUAGCACUUAAAUUCCUUUUCUGAUUUAUCCCAACUGCUAACUGACUCCACUCUUGUCUCUCCCCUUUUGGGUUGCAAAUAAAAUUGCCAGGAAUCCUCUAUUGGGGACCCCAUACAAUCUUAUGCUGUAUACAAAAUAUAAGGUGUUACUGUCUAGGAUCAGAUAUAGACCAGUCCUGGGGGAAGGGGAGGAAGGAAGGAAGGACAGACUGAAGGAUGGAGAACUAGGAAUGGAGGGAAUGAAGAAUUGAGGGAACUAGGAAGUGAAGAUUGAAGGGUUGAGGAAUUGAGGAACUGAAGAUUAGAGGGAAUUAAGAAUUGAGGGAACAAGAAGGGAACUAAGGAAAUAGAGAUCUGAGAGAGUUGAACUGGUGACUGCAUGAUGGUAACUGAGGAAUAAAUGAAUUGAACUAAAGAGCUCCAAGCAACUGGAUUUAUUCCCACGCCAUUGGAAGUGUCUUUCCUGGGCCCCUGGAUUUGUAUAAAUUUAAGGCUGGACCUUGAAUAUUAUAGAACAAAGAAUGUCAUUAGAGAAGAGACUUCUCUUUGUUGUAACCCCCAACAGUUGGAUCAAGCGAUAUGUUUGAUUAAUGAGUCCCUUUCUUCUGCAACUAUAAGUAUUCCAUGAAACCUUUACCAUGUCAUAACUUUGUCCAUUGAGUGCCUGGAAUCUGAGAUUUGGGCUGUGUCAUAGUUACUGUUGUUUUUCCCAGUGGAGUCAUCCAAGCUCCUGUAAUAUCUCCCCUUGGUGUGUAAGAAUCUCUGUCUCUCUAGCAGUAUCUAGCUCCUGAAUCCUUAUUGGUAAAAUAAAAGGAUAGAGAGUUAGUUAAAACUACAGGAAGACUCUUCCAGUCUUAGGCCUCAGCAUCAAGGCAGCAGCUGCAGAGACACAGUCAUCAGCUGAGGCAGAGAUGUCAUCAGGUGCAGCUGCUGUGCCUCAUAUAAAAAACAACAGUGCCCAUAGAGCAAUAAUAAUGGGGAAGUUAUGAGAGGAACCAAUUAUUUUCUGAUUGGAUUUAAAGCUUAUCCACAAACAGUUACUGGUGUGAUGUUAAUUUGGUGAUAUACUUUUGCUUGGCUAGGUGAUAAGCCCUAGGGAGAAUUUAAUGCUGUUAUUCUAAUAAGUGGAUACUAACUAAAUGAACCCAAGUUAUCUUUACACGUACAGAGUCAAUCACCUUUCAACACCCACCAGACAAUAUUAUAUGGUGUGAUAGAUGAAGUGUGGGAGCCCAAAACGCACUCAGUUUCCCAGUUUUAAUCUGAAGUCUAUUCUUAGUCAAUAGAGUUCAAGCUUGCUUGCUCCAGGGUUGUGAGAAUGUCCUGAUUAGCCCACAGGAAGGCACUCACUAUCUAGCUAGACACAGGCUGCUGAUGCCAGCCGGAGGUACAUCGAGAUAGAAAAUGAAACUGCCUGCUCCUUGACACAAGGCAGGACAGAUAGUGGUUGAAUGCCUGUGCUGUGCAUUGUUCUACCUCUGUCCUUCAAGACUGUGUAUAAGCUGGCUGUGAAAUAAACAAGGGACUGUCGGGCAUUGA
This is a messenger RNA of Peromyscus maniculatus bairdii (prairie deer mouse), 7941 nucleotides long. Lineage: Eukaryota; Metazoa; Chordata; Mammalia; Rodentia; Cricetidae. The record is from RefSeq and is a predicted model, not a curated record.